Messenger RNA from Penicillium brasilianum, 3146 nucleotides. NCBI's taxonomy places the organism in Eukaryota, Fungi, Ascomycota, Eurotiomycetes, Eurotiales, Aspergillaceae. The record is from the annotation of a GenBank genome assembly.
CUGUAUUGUAACAGACCGUAUUACUGCCCCGCCCCAGCGGAUUCAUGGCUGCUUUUCACUGUUGAGUGGUCUGAUCCCACCCAAUGAUUGAUGGUAAUACCAAUACGAAAGACCCAGCGCACGGUUGAUCGACGGAAAUGUGGGUGCCUGUGUGAGGAGCAGCCACGCCGUGAUAUCAUCGCCAGGCUGAGAGCGGAGGCUGGGUGAAGCUGGGUCGGGUCGUUCUAAGCCAACCGGUGCUUCAGCCUCCUUUUCCGUCGAUUGCUUGGGGCGCGAAAGGCAGUUUCCAUCCACAAUCCAAUGGAUGAUUUGCCCGAGACUUGCACGUGUAUUUUUGGCAUCGCUAGAGAUUCGGAAGCCCUUGUUGCCUGGCCAGUCUCUUGGGGGGGUUGAAUUGCCACGACGACACAUCCUUUACAUUUAUCUACCUCUACCAGGAUACCAACAAUAGUCCUCCACCCCUCCCUACUCGUGAUUAGACUCCUUCAUGGUGCUCCGAAAGCCUCCCCCACCGCGCUUGGAGAACCUUCAUAAGUGGAAUGCUCGUGCAGCUUCCCCGACAUCUCCCUCGACAUCUCCCUCGAAAUCCUCACCUUCGCAGUCCCGGGCCCGCCUGAAUCGAGCUCCUUCCGAGGACCCUAUCUACUCUCCCGAUCUCAAUACCUCCCCGGCAUUUGACCUAAUGCCUCUCGAAGAAGCCCAGAGGUCCCCGGUUGGCUCCCCAGCCAGCCAUCCGCCAAAUCCUUGGACUGAGAGCUUUGGAGACCGGGCCAGUUAUGAGUACCCAGCCACACAAGCACAGUCCUCCUAUCUCACACAUACCGGAGGUGGGAUCGCGGGCUCACAUGCGACGGAGAAUAGCUGGCACCAAGGAGCACUUCCGGCUCCGCCAGGUCAUAAUGGCUCCACUGGAGAGGUUCCCGCGCAAUUACGGUCAAACAACCCAUUUUUGAAGCCACGAACCGCCAAUAUGCGGCAGAACUCGUUAGAUUCCAAUGAUUGGAACGAUCGGCAUUCUCAUACCACCGCCAGUAGUGACCCUCUCAGUCAGACCGAAGGAUACAUCCCUAUGACUGCUCGCCUCUCCUUGUUGAACUCCUCGGAGCAACAAGAGUCCCCGUGGGCUGAUCACGAACAUUCUCACGCCGGCGGAGCUGCCCGCCCGAUCUCGGUGGACCCGCCCCACGAUCCAUCCCCGUGGGGUUCCCAACAUUCGAUCAAGAUAUCGGCACCGCAAGAAAUUUACCUCAAGAAUGGACAAAUCAACCCCUACGCACCAGCUGCAGCGGUAGAGUCCUCUGACAGUCAGGCGGGCGGUUCUUAUGGACUACAACCACCACAUGCGGGGGGUAGACUCGGCUUAGAUGCGGGUAUCAACACCCCUUCUAUGAUUUCGACCGCAACAUCCGCAACGUCACACGAAUUGAUUGAUUUGGAAAUCCCGAGCGGCGCAUUAGGAUCGGAAAGCGGAUUCCAGCAGGGCCAGUCAUCCGUGUACGCCUCUGAUGAGAUCGGAGGAAAAGGCGAAAAGACACAGUUAGACUCCCGAUUACCGACCAGGGACCUUGCCCACGACAGAGCUCCACCGUUGCCGAGCAGAAACCUUUCUCCCGCCGAGGUAGCACGGCAAAAGGAGCAGCGAGCGGAGACCUACUCCAUUCGUCAAAUUAAUUGGACAAAUCGAGAGGGAACUUUACUACAGUCGCCGAUCCUGGUACAGAACAAAAAUGGACCGUGCCCCCUACUUGCUCUCAUCAACGCCCUCGUCUUGCGUGCCGAUCCAAAUUCACAGCCGCCCAUCGUGAGAGCACUGAAAUCUCGCGAGCAAAUUUCACUGGGACUUUUGAUCGAGGCUCUCUUCGAGGAGCUGACGACUUGUCUUGGCCCAGAUGAAGAAUUCCCAGAUAUCGAGGCACUCACUCAGUUUCUCACUAUGCUGCAUACUGGCAUGAACGUGAACCCACGUCUGACAUUGGAAAAUGUGGAAUCUCUUGGUACUUUUCUUCAAACCCCAGACCUUCGCUCGUACAGCACAUUCGGUGUACCUCUCAUUCACGGCUGGCUCGCCUCGUGGUCAGGCCCCGAACAUACCGCCAUGACUCGAAUCGCUCAAUUUCACGAGGAUAUCCAACUAUUACCUUUUCGCAAGCUAGAUCUUGAAGAUCGCAUCAUGCGAGGGGAGUCUUUGACCCAGGAGGAAGAGCAAAUCAUGGCAGACAUUCAGGCUAUUCAAAACUUUGUGGACAUUGAGAACGCAACCCAAUUAAGCCCAUUCGGCUUGACACAGCUAUCGACACGGUUGGCCCCAGGCUCUGUCUCUAUACUCUUCCGCAACGAUCACUUUUCGACUCUCUACAAACACCCCCAAUCUCAUCAGCUCUUCACCCUGGUAACCGAUGCAGGCUAUGCGAACCACGCAGAGGUUGUGUGGGAAUCCCUAGUUGACGUUACUGGCUUCAACUCUGAAUUCCUGGCGGGCGACUUCCGUGCUGUUGGCCACGGUCCCUCCAGCUCGGCGGGCCCAACUAGUCCUGCUGAUCCACACACUUCGAGUGCGGCUGCCCUUGAUGCACCAUCCGACCGGGAGGCCACUCAAGGCCCGUUGACACCGCAGGAACAAAGUGAUGCAGAUUACGCUUACGCCCUCUCACUUCAAUUCCAGGAGGAGGAACAGCGAGAACGUACUGAAAGUCAGCAGAAUGGUGAUACUGGCGCUAGAAGUGGGACUGAAAAUGGCACUGGAAACGGCACUGGUCGUGGUAAUCGCAACUCAGUACCCGUUCGCUUGACCGGACCUGCAGCUCGCAUGGACCAUCCGCCUGCUCGAACCUCUAGCACCGGUCUUAGAACUCGACCACCGCAAGGCAAUGAGGACGCUGGUGAUCCAAAUGCACCUCCCCCUCCCUACGAACACGCAGCCAACGGCCCACGACAAUCCCCUCCUGAUAGAAGGCCGACUUUUGAUGACAUUCAAAUCGACCCGCACAUGGCGAACAACCGGAACUCACGCAAUCGAUACUCGCAGCCGACAUUAAAUACGAACCGGCACAGCUAUGACCGGACCAAAAAUAAAGACUGCAUUAUGAUGUGAAUGGCUGAUCUUCAAGCGAGCAUGUAUUUUUUUGCUUUCCUUUCUACUCUCUCCC